Molecule: messenger RNA, 787 nt
Organism: Gossypium raimondii (Peruvian cotton)
Lineage: Eukaryota; Viridiplantae; Streptophyta; Magnoliopsida; Malvales; Malvaceae
Product: 40S ribosomal protein S15a-1
Exons: 4
Coding region: 160-552 (130 amino acids)
Biological process (GO): translation
Cellular component (GO): ribosome; cytosolic small ribosomal subunit
Molecular function (GO): structural constituent of ribosome
Source: RefSeq, a predicted model, not a curated record
UGGAAGGCAAAUAUAAACCCAAUAAGCGUUUUCGUACCCUAGAAGCGUAGUCUUCAAAUAACCCUAGCUCUCCCUUUUUGUGCUCCCUUCUCUAAAGAAACACGGUAGAGGUAGCCGUUUUUGCUUUCAGAAAAUCUACCGCAGUUUGCAGUUGAGAGGAUGGUGAGAGUCAGCGUUUUAAAUGAUGCACUCAAGAGCAUGUACAAUGCCGAGAAAAGGGGCAAACGACAGGUCAUGAUCAGGCCUUCCUCCAAAGUGAUCAUUAAGUUCCUUUUGGUCAUGCAGAAGCAUGGUUAUAUUGGAGAGUUUGAGUAUGUCGAUGAUCACAGAUCUGGAAAAAUUGUGGUUGAAUUGAACGGAAGGCUGAACAAGUGUGGGGUGAUUAGCCCUCGUUUCGAUGUGGGAGUUAAAGAGAUUGAAGGUUGGACUGCUAGGCUACUUCCUUCCAGACAGUUCGGAUACAUUGUGCUUACCACUUCAGCUGGUAUCAUGGACCAUGAAGAAGCAAGAAGAAAGAAUGUCGGUGGAAAAGUACUUGGUUUCUUCUAUUGAGACAAAUCUGAGUUCUUUUUAUUUGGUUUAUUUCUCUUCAUGUAGGACAUGGUAGUUUUCCUCAACCUAAGUUGGUGUCAAUUUAAUUUUUGUUUAUCUGGGAUUAUACCUAUGUUUUGGGUAUGGUGUUUGAGAUUACGAGUUGCUUGUUUUUUGUUGGUAAUAGAUUUCUUGCCUGUAGAAGUUUGAAAGCUUCUGCUGAUUAAUUUAGAAAUGAGAAAGUUGAUUAAAACCA